Molecule: messenger RNA, 4065 nt
Organism: Rhododendron vialii
Lineage: Eukaryota; Viridiplantae; Streptophyta; Magnoliopsida; Ericales; Ericaceae
Product: probable LRR receptor-like serine/threonine-protein kinase At3g47570
Exons: 3
Coding region: 65-3142 (1025 amino acids)
Biological process (GO): protein phosphorylation
Molecular function (GO): protein kinase activity; ATP binding; protein binding
Source: RefSeq, a predicted model, not a curated record
CCUUCAUGUUACAUAUAUAUUAUAGUUCAAACAUAAUUAAUGAGAGCUCAAAUCAGACUCGAAGAUGAGUCCAGUAACCAAAUCUCUCUCAAUUGAUCUCCUAGCCUUAUUUCUCUCUCUCAUCCCAUUCCUUCAAAACAAAGCCCUUGCCCUUGACACAACAUCAUCCCUUAGUCUUAUUAACACCAUUAAUGUUGCUAGCAACGAGACUGAUUUCCAUGCAUUAUUGGCCUUCAAGUCCAAUAUUUUCCCACAAUAUCACCAAGCCUUGAGCUCAUGGAAUGAAUCUCUCCAUUUCUGUCAUUGGGAAGGUGUCAAAUGCGGCCGCCGACAUGAACGAGUCACCGUUAUAGACCUCACCUCCAGAGGUCUAGCAGGUUCUUUGUCUCCUUAUAUUGGAAACCUUAGCUUUCUACAGGAGCUUAGCCUCAGAAACAACACUUUUAUUGGUGAAAUUCCAACUGAACUCGGUAAUCUUCUCAAGUUACAAAUACUCAAACUCGCAUAUAAUGGUUUUGAAGGGAAAAUUCCAACAAGCCUAUCUCGUUGCUCCAAUCUCAGGUUCCUUAGUGUAACCAGCAACAAGCUAGUUGGAGAGUUCCUGAAAGAACUUGGUUAUUCAAUGCCGAGACUGAAAUCACUCUACGUUGUUAGUAACAACUUGAUCGGAGGGAUUCCUCCGUCGAUUGGGAAUCUUACUUCUCUGGUAAACUUUAGUGCUGUGGACAAUCCGUUUGGAGGAAGUAUUCCAAAUGCUUUGGGUCGAUUGAAAAAUUUAAGGUACUUCUGGUUAGGUGCCACUCAAAUUUCAGGUACCAUCCCUCCUUCCAUAUACAACCUAUCGCUGCUAGUUAAAUUGUCAUUGCCCUUUAAUCGACUCCUGGGUAGUCUUCCACCGACAUUCGGUUUCAUGUUCCCUCACCUUCAGUUCCUUCAGCUACAUGCUAAUGAUUUUGGUGGUCCUAUUCCGCUUUCAAUAUCAAACUCUUCGCAAUUGGUACACCUCGAAUUGCAAAGAAACCAUUUCAGUGGAAUAGUAAGGAAUGAUUUCGGAAAUUUACAAAAUCUCCGUGUUAUAAUUCUAUCUAGUAACAAUUUUGAAGCUAGGGGAUCUGAUGGACUAGCCUUUCUUAGUUCUUUGACCAAUUGUAGCAAUUUGGAACUAUUGGGUUUGGAAGAUAACCAAUUUGGAGGUGUAUUACCAAAUUUUGUGGGUAAUCUAUCAAUCUCUCUCUCUUGGUUGACACUACAUCAAAAUCAAUUGUAUGGAUCAAUUCCUUCAACAAUAGGAAACCUUGUGAAUAUGGAACUUUUAGCUCUGAAGGAUAACCUAUUCACAGGCCCGAUUCCCGAUAGCGUAGGUUAUCUUCAUAAGUUGCAAUAUUUAGCAUUUUCAAACAAUAAAUUAUUAGGUGAAAUUCCAAAGUCGAUUGGAAACUUGUCAAUGAUGAAUAACCUUUACUUGGAGAAAAACAGACUAGAGGGAGCCAUACCCUCGAGUCUGGGAGACUGUCGAAAUUUGUUAGAGUUAACACUCGAUGAAAAUAACCUUAAUGGGAGCAUUCCAAGACAACUUUUGAUGGUCUCUUCUCUAUCAAUUGCUUUGGAUCUUUCUCGCAACCAUUUGUCUGGAUCCUUGCCCCCAGAGGUUGGAUACCUAAAAAAUGUAGCAGAAAUCGAUAUCUCCGAGAAUGUUAUGUCUGGUGAAAUUCCUGGGACUCUUGGAAGUUGUAGUAGCCUUGAAAACUUGUAUUUGCAGCAAAAUUCGUUUCAAGGAUCUAUUCCUUCAUCAAUGGAAUCCUUGAGAGGUAUUCAAAUUUUGGACCUUUCCCACAACAACUUAUCCGGUCAAAUUCCGAGAUUCUUAGGGACUUUUUCCUUGAAGAAUCUCAAUUUGUCCUUCAACAAUUUUGAAGGAGAGUUACCAAUGAGAGGUGUCUUCACAAAUGCAAGUGCAAUAUCUGUUGCUGGAAAUUAUAGGCUUUGUGGUGGCAUUCCCGAACUACAACUAGCUCAAUGCACCACGAAAAAAUUGAGAAACAAGAUGUCACUUUCGCAGACCUUAGCAAUCACGAUAGCUUCGGUGUUCGUUGGAGUAACCGCAGUAUCCUCUUUCAUCAUAUGUUUGUUCAAGAAGAAAAGAAACACCAAACGUAUUGUUUCAUUGUCGAAAGACCCAUUCUUGAAAGUCACUUAUGGAGAACUUCUCAAAGCAACUGGAGGUUUCUCUUCAACGAAUCUACUUGGUUUUGGUAGUUUUGGUCAUGUCUAUAAAGGCAUUAUUGACCAAAAUGGAGAGUUAGUUGUUGCAGUCAAAGUACUUGACCUUCAAACUUGUGGCGCUACCAAGAGUUUCAUGACAGAGUGUGAAGCCUUAAGGAAUAUUCGACACCGAAACCUGGUUUCAAUCAGAACUUCUUGUUCUAGUGUGGAUUUUCAAGGGAAUGAGUUUAAAGCUCUAGUUUACGAGUUCAUGCCGAAUGGAAGUCUAGAUAAUUGGUUGCAUUCAAUUCCAAAUGCAAAUAAUGGCCAACGUGAGUUCGUGGGACUCGAUCUUCAACAAAGAAUAGACAUUGCCGUUGAUGUGGCUUGUGCACUCGAUUAUCUUCACCAACAAUGCGAAAGGCCAAUUAUUCACUGCGAUUUAAAGCCGAGUAAUAUCCUUCUUGACGGUGACAUGGUUGCCCAUGUCGGAGAUUUCGGACUAGCUAGAUUUCAUGCGGACCUCACCACUCUGAGGACAAGUAGUUCAAUUGCAAUAAGGGGAACCAUUGGAUAUGCAGCUCCAGAGUAUGGUCUUGGAAGUGAGAUGUCAACUAGUGGAGAUGUUUAUAGUUAUGGAAUCUUGUUGUUGGAGAUGGUAACAGGAAAGAGACCUACUGACGAAAUAUUUGAGGCAGACUUUAAUCUUCAUAACUUCGCAAAGAUUGCUUUCCCACAACGUGUGAUGGAGAUUGUAGACCCCAUGCUCUUAACCGAGGAGAGACAUGGCAGCAAAAUGGUUGAAUGUUUAAUCCACAUUGUAAAAAUAGGACUAACAUGUUCUACAGAGUCCCCACAAGAUCGAAUGAGCAUAAAUUCUGUACUCCAAGAGCUUCAUCUAGUCAAGAACAAUAUGUUGAAGGGCAACAUGGAUAGCUAGACAUGCAAUGUUGAUAACUCAGGGCAUCCGAGCCAACACAAGCAUAUCUCGAUUAGUGCUGGAAGAACAAUCCACUUUCCAUUAUGCAAUGUUGGAGCAAGCGAAAUUCCAAUCACUUUGACAAUGUUGGAGAAGGCAAAAGCAGGGGGUGGUGAAUUAGACUUCAUAUAUUUUGAGGAGAACAAUAAGCCACCGAACUUAGGGGAAUGCAGGUUCAGUUGUCAUAUAAACAGACUGUAUGCAUACAAUAGAAUUCCUUACUCUCUACUCGUGAACUGUCUAAACUGUAUGCGUACAGUCUGUGAUAAAAACAAAUGAAAUUGUGUUAAUCUUAUUGAGUGAAUUGGCAAGAAAACAAAAAGAUGGUUUCUUCAAAAAGCAAAAAAUAAAAAAUAAAAGAAACGAACAGAAAGAAAAUAAAGAAGAUCGAUCUCGAUUAAUUGGUUUUUCCUUUAAGGAAUUCCCCAAUUUGAGAUGACAAAGAGCUUUGGUUUACAAAAUAGUUUCAUUUGUGGCAUAAAGAACAAUAAUUCAAAAAUGCCAUACACUGAACUCAAUUGUGCUCAUCUCCUUAUCACAAUUCUUUACUGUCUCUUAAUGUGUUCGGUGUAUGUUUUAUGCUUGGUGUAUGUUCUAUCGUCUUCUUAUGAUGUAUGCAGAAACAGGGUUAUAAGUUGCUGAAACCGGUAUUCUAACUUCAGAAACUGCUAUUCUACUUCUGAAAUCGGCUUUAAAAUUGCCAAAACUGCUUUUGAAACUGCUGGAGCUGGUUUCCCAACUGCUAAAACUGAGUUCUAAGUGGCAAAAUCUUUGGUUCCAUUUUGUUUCUUUAGAACAAUCUAUCUCUUGGUAACUCUUUGGACAAAUUAGAGGACGGAUAAUUUAGAGGUUGAAUGCAAGGUGUCUUUCACAUUGUACCAAUG